UCCGAUGACUUUCCUCAUCUUCUUGUCCAUGGUCCAUCUGGUGCAGGGAAAAGAACGCGUAUUCAUUGCAUUUUAAGGGAACUUUACGGAGCAGGAGCAGAGCGACUGCACCUCGACAAAAAAUCACUUGUGACACCUUCUAAUAGAAAAAUUGAAAUCGACACUGUUAGCAGUAACUACCAUAUUGAAAUAAAUCCUGGCGAGGUUGGCAUCUACGAUCGUGUUGUUGUGCAAGAUGUUGUUAAGCAGAUGGCACAGACUUCACAAAUCUCAAGUGCUACACAGAAAAGUUUCAAAGUAGUGGUGCUUAUGGAGGCAGAUCAGUUGACGCGAGAUGCUCAGCAUGCCCUUCGUCGUACUAUGGAAAAAUACUCCAUGACCUGUCGUCUGAUUCUCUGUUGUGAAUCUCUGAGUCGAAUUAUCGGUCCGCUGAAGUCAAGAUGCAUGAUUGUAAGAGUGGGCGCUCCGUCCGAUGAAGAGAUAGUGGCAAAAUCACGAGGAAAUCUGCGACGUGCACUGCUGUCGAUGGAAGCGGUGAAGAGAAAGGGAGUACCUAUUAAAGAAACCGAACAGGUACCAGAGCCUGAAUGGGAAAUCUACCUGCGUGAAACGGCAGAGUUGAUGAUCAAGAAGCAAAACAAUGAGAAUAUUCUUGCAGUCCGCGAACGUUUGUACGAACUGAUCUCCCGUUGCAUACAGCCGAAUUUGAUAUUUUUGUAUCUACUUCGAGAGUUGCUGAAACGCUGUCCACCGUCAGCUAAACGAGAAGUGAUUGAGAUGGCUGCUCUCUAUGAACAUAGGCUCACAAGGGGUCAAAAAGCCAUAAUUCACCUCGAGGCAUUUGUCGUCGCGUUCAUGGACAUCUAUUUGAACAGUACUAGCUCUAAUGCUAUGGAAACGUGA
Ostertagia ostertagi is the source of this 903-nucleotide messenger RNA. The record is from the annotation of a GenBank genome assembly. NCBI's taxonomy places the organism in Eukaryota, Metazoa, Nematoda, Chromadorea, Rhabditida, Trichostrongylidae.